This is a messenger RNA of Sordaria macrospora k-hell, 1038 nucleotides long. RefSeq lists its product as uncharacterized. Gene Ontology annotation, cellular component: myosin II complex; cytoplasm. Gene Ontology annotation, molecular function: calcium ion binding; cytoskeletal motor regulator activity; myosin heavy chain binding. Gene Ontology annotation, biological process: mitotic cytokinesis; actomyosin structure organization. The record is from RefSeq and is a predicted model, not a curated record. NCBI's taxonomy places the organism in Eukaryota, Fungi, Ascomycota, Sordariomycetes, Sordariales, Sordariaceae.
AUGGGAUCGGGCUCCCUUGGUGCCCCAACUGCCACCAGGAAUUCCCCAUUCCAACGCAGACCUGUGUCCCCAGGGGCAGUGUCCCCGUCCCCACUCCGACCAGCACCGACAUCUCCAUUGGCGACACCGCCUGUCAAGCAACAGCAAGGAGGAGGGUCCAAUGUAAGCGAGUUGACGUCCCGGUUCGCCAAUAACAUUGCCAACAACAGCGGCCCGCCGACCACGCCCUCCGGAGCUGGACUUGGAGGACUACUUGGAGCUGGGCCUAGCUCUACAGCUACACCGACCAGCAGCCAGACCCAGACCCAGUCCCAGGCCAGCUGGACACCUAGAGCUUCGGCAUCGGCACCGGCCGUAGUCAACCCGCCUCCGCCUAACCCAAUGUUUCUUAAUGGCGACGCGCCGCCGCCGCGGCCUCCCCAGCACCGCAUUUCCCCCUUGCCUUCGCCCUCGAUACCACGAACGACUACCUCGGCCUCUACCAUAAGCAUGGGAACCGGAGGCAAUGCCAUGUCCCAGCUGCAGCCCUCGCAGGUGCGCACCCUGCGGGAGGGGUUCCAGAUCCUCGACCGUGACAGCGACGGUGUGGUGGUCAGGGAGGAUGUCAUUGACAUGCUGAACCAACUGGGUCUACCCAACAAUGCCUCCGACGUCUCCCAAUUCUUCCCUCCCAACGGGCCCCAGUCCAUGACCAUGGCUGUCUUCCUCAACUCCAUCGCAACUGCCCUCUCCAGCCUCUCCCCCAGCGGCGAACUUCUCUCGGCCUUCUCGGCCUUCGAUGACGACGACAGCGGCCAGAUUGACGUGGCCGAGCUGCGAGACGCCCUGCUUAACACAGCGCCCGAACCAGGCGAGAAGCCGCUUACGUCGCUUGAAGUUGACAAGGUCAUGGCCGGCUUCACGGGCCGCAGGGCGUUUGCUCAGAACAGCCAAAGGACGACUGGGCUGGGAGGGGAGAGGAUCAGGAGCGAAGCGUGGGGAGGUGUUCAGAUACCAAGAGUUUGUCAAGUUGAUUCAGGGGACAGGGAAUGGUGGUGA